AAUUUUAGAAGGAAAGAAGGCUACCAAGUUGGCGUUGUGGAAAAGAAGAGGGUUGUCGAGGAGGAAGAAGAAGAGGCUUCAUAAUAAAGUUUCUUGUGGUGUUGCUGUUAUUUCCGGCGUCUUCAAAAUCAUCCGAUUAAUAGCUUUUUUUGUCAGUCAACGAUCGCAGACGAAGCGUCUAUGCGCGGAACAUGGCUUAUAUAAUUGCUACACAAACACAAAUCUUCAAAACGAUCUUGUUAUCACACGCGAACAUGGAGACUUGCAAGAAUAACGUGUUAUACUUGGGUGUCUUGACGAUGUUCUUGUUUUUUCAAGCUUCUUCUGCAACUGACACCAUUUCUACCGAUCAACCUCUUUCAGGACUUAAGACCAUUGUUUCCAGUGGUGAUAUUUUCGAACUCGGUCUCUUCAACCCAACACCAGGUAUGAUUGGAUUCUACAUAGGCAUGUGGUACAAGCAAGUCUCUCCACGAACUAUUGUUUGGGUCGCAAAUCGAGAAUCUCCUCUCCAGAGGGCUACCUUCUUUUUUAAAAUAUUAGAUGGAAACUUAAUCCUUCAUGAUAAUAUGACUAGUAGAACAUUUUGGUCGACCGGUGUUAAUUCUAGUAGGAGCACAGAUGUUCAAGCUGUUCUGCUUGAUAAUGGUAAUCUCGUAUUGAGAGAUGGGCCAAAUUCUUCUGCAGCUGUGUUGUGGCAGAGUUUUGAUCAUCCCUCGGAUACUUGGCUUCCAGGAGCUAAAAUCAGGUUUAACAACAUCAAACUGGGAAGCCAACGUCUCACGUCUUGGAAAGGCUUGACAGAUCCAUCACCGGGUCGAUACUCUCUCGAGGUUGACCCUAAUACAACACACUCCCUCAUAACGGUUUGGAAUGGAUCUAAGUCAUAUUGGUCCAGCGGGCCAUGGGAUGAUCAAUUUAGAGUCUCCAUUUUGGCUAUUUCCUUGAGUUUCAAAUUGAACCUGGAUGAGUCUUACAUCACCUAUUCAGCAGAAAACUAUAGCACAUAUCGUUUGGUCAUGGAUGUUUCCGGGCGGUUCAUGCUGCACGUUUUCUUAGUUGACAUCCAGUUGUGGGGUGCGAUAUGGUCUCAACCAAGAGAUACAUGUGCGGUUUAUAAUUCUUGUGGAUCGUUUGGGAUUUGCGAUGAACAAGCGGAUACACCCUGUAGAUGUGUUCCUGGUUUCAAACAAGCAUUUGGCGAGGACUCGAAUGAUUACUCUGGUGGUUGUAAAAGGGAAAUAAAUCUUCAAUGUGACAAGGGAAAUGACGAGUUUUUUCCUAUUGAAAACAUGAAAUUAGCCACUGAUCCAACAACAACAUUGGUCUUGACGGCAAGUCUUGUUACGAGCUGUGCCUCAGCUUGCCUAGCUAAUUGUUCUUGCCAGGCCUACGCAUAUGAUGGAAACAAGUGUUUGAUGUGGACAAGAGAUGCUUUCAAUCUGCAACAACUUGAUGCAAAUAACACAGAGGGACACAUUUUUUUCCUUAGACUUGCCGCUUCAAACAAGGGAGAAACAGAGAGUUCUAAAGUCAGAAGAAUUGUGUUACCCGCUGUACUCUCAUCACUAAUAGCAGCCGCUGCGUUUUUCGUUGGUUUGUAUUGUUAUAUUUCUCAAAGAGGAAGAAGAAAAAGAACAAAAAGAGACAAAAAACAGAGCAGAGAGCUAUUAGAAGGUGGCCUAAUUGAUGAUGAUGGAGAAAAUAUGUGUUACCUAAAUCUGCAUGACAUUAUGGCUGCAACAAAUUCUUUCUCUGAGGAAAAUAAGCUAGGCGAAGGCGGUUUUGGUCCAGUCUACAAGGGAAUGCUACUGAAUGGGAUGGAUGUGGCCAUCAAAAGGCUUUCAAAAAAAUCAAGUCAAGGUCUGACAGAGUUCAAGAAUGAAGUCGUUCUGAUCAUAAAGCUUCAACACAAGAACUUGGUGAGACUUUUAGGAUAUUGUGUUGAGGGCGACGAGAAACUUCUAAUUUACGAGUACAUGUCGAAUAAGAGCCUUGAUGUUUUACUCUUUGAUUCUUUAAAGUCUAGGGAAUUGGAUUGGGAGACGCGUAUGAAAAUAGUAACUGGGACGACAAGAGGACUUCAAUAUCUGCAUGAGUACUCACGUCUCAGGAUCAUUCACCGAGAUCUUAAGGCAAGCAAUAUUCUUCUCGACGAUGAGAUGAAUCCUAAGAUCUCGGAUUUUGGAACCGCCAGGAUCUUUGGUUGCAAGCAAAUCGAUGAUAGCACCCAAAGAAUCGUCGGAACUUGUAACGGCUAUAUGUCACCGGAAUAUGCAUUAGGCGGGUUGAUUUCAGAGAAAUCGGAUAUAUAUAGCUUUGGAGUGUUGUUAUUGGAGAUCAUAUCAGGCAAAAAGGCGACAAGGUUUGUUCACAACGACCAAAAACACAGCCUUAUUGCUUAUGCAUGGGAGUCUUGGUGCGAAACACAAGGUGUAAGCAUCAUAGAUGAAGCACUGCGUGGCUCCUAUCCCGUAAAAGAAGUGAUUCGGUGUGUUCACAUCGCACUUCUUUGUGUUCAAGAUCAUCCUAAAGAUAGACCCACGAUUUCGCAAAUCGUCUAUAUGUUGAGCAACGAUAACACUCUUCCGAUUCCGAAACAACCAACUUUCUCUAACGUGUUGAACGGGGAUCAACAGUUAGUGUCGUCUGACUACGUGUUCUCCAUAAAUGAAGCAACGCAAACAGAACUGGAAGCACGAUGAACAAUAACAAUACUUGGUU
Arabidopsis lyrata subsp. lyrata is the source of this 2724-nucleotide messenger RNA. Its product is annotated as G-type lectin S-receptor-like serine/threonine-protein kinase At4g11900. Gene Ontology annotation, molecular function: ATP binding; protein serine/threonine kinase activity. The record is from RefSeq and is a predicted model, not a curated record. Gene Ontology annotation, biological process: protein phosphorylation; recognition of pollen. Lineage: Eukaryota; Viridiplantae; Streptophyta; Magnoliopsida; Brassicales; Brassicaceae. The transcript is spliced from 7 exons. Bases 192 to 2705 code for a protein of 837 amino acids.